ACAGUGGAAUUCUCUUUAGCUUUAAAGGUUCACUGUUUGAACCUUGUAACUCUAAUCAUCCAUCCUUCUAGUUCAAGAUUCUGCACUACACUACUGAACCUGCCAUGUACUCGCAUUUCCUGAACUACCCUCGGAAAUGCAGAGUACCUUCCAUCAUGUACCUCAUCGUGCCACUCUUCUGUUCCCUCUUCUUUAGCGCUUAUGCCGCGUGCUCUAACGCCAAUUGCCAGGUGCUAGAAGCUUGUUCAGCUGCUACUGAUUGUGGGCCGGGUCUCUACUGUGGCAAUUGCCCCGCUUUGGGCUUGAAGCAACCCAUCUGCACCCGAGGCCAACCCACCCUUCCUACUUCCAUUCUGAAUGGGUUGCCCUUCAACAAGUACACGUGGAUAGUCACUCACAAUUCCUUCAGCAUCGUCGAUUCACCGCCUUUGCCUGGUGUUCAGAGACUAACGUUUUACAAUCAAGAAGAUACUGUCACUAACCAGUUGAGGAAUGGAGUGAGGGGACUGAUGUUGGAUAUGUACGACUUCCAGAAUGAUAUCUGGCUCUGUCAUUCGUUUCGAGGGCAAUGCUUCAACAUCACUGCCUUUCAACCUGCGAUAAAUACUUUGAAAGAAGUGGAGGCGUUCUUGACGGAAAAUCCAACUGAGAUUGUCACCAUCAUAAUUGAAGACUAUGUGCACACUCCCAAGGGGUUGACAAAUCUGUUCAUGAGGGCUGGAUUGGACAAGUAUUGGUUCCCUGUGUCCAAGAUGCCGAAAAAGGGUGACGAUUGGCCCACUGUAACGGAGAUGGUUCAAGCAAAUCACCGGCUUGUUGUAUUCACUUCCGAUGCUUCGAAGGAAGCUGAUGAAGGAAUAGCUUAUGAGUGGAAGCACAUGGUUGAAAAUGAGCCUGGAGAUCCUGGAGUUCAACCGGGUUCUUGCCCACAUAGAAAAGAAUCGAAGGCACUAAAUUCUAGAAGUUCAUCACUUUUCUUAAUGAAUUACUUUCCAACAUAUCCAGUUGAAGCUGACUCAUGCAAAGAGCAUUCAGCUCCUCUUGCUGAGAUGGUGAAUACAUGUUACAAAGCUGCAGGGAAUCUGCUGCCCAAUUUUGUUGCUAGAAGUGAUGGAGGUGGUGUUUUUGAUAUUGUGGAUAAAAUGAAUGGCCACACAUUGUGUGGGUGUAGUACAAUCACUGCCUGCCAGGAGGGUGCACCCUUUGGGUCUUGCAAGAAUAUUUCUGUACCCAGUACAAGUCCAGUGACCAAUACUGGUGGAAGCUUUACUGGAUCUGUUCAGUUCUCUAAGUCAGCUUCGCUCAUCCAUCGUCCAAAUUGUUUGCUUCUCAUCUUCUUUUUCUUCCUGCAAUAUUGCAGUCUUGUUGCAGCUGUGAUGACUAAGCAUUAUCUCAUAUCUUAUGCAAGCUAGUUUUUCAAGAGGAUCUCUAGUAUCUUGACAUGUACCCUGCAGUAUUGCCUCAAGCUGUGAAAUGUCACAGAACUGUUGCUAGAUUAGAAAAUUAGAUUAACAAGGAUCUGUGAAGUCAUUUGAGGUAGUAAUCAUGAGAGACCAAGACUUUAUCUGGAGCUAUAAAUAGUUCAGGUAUGUUGUAUUCUUGGAUGCACAAAUCAAAUUCUAGAUAGUUGCAGCCCUGGAUGCAUCACUUU
Messenger RNA from Abrus precatorius (Indian licorice), 1651 nucleotides. Its product is annotated as PI-PLC X domain-containing protein At5g67130-like. Gene Ontology annotation, molecular function: phosphoric diester hydrolase activity. The record is from RefSeq and is a predicted model, not a curated record. NCBI's taxonomy places the organism in Eukaryota, Viridiplantae, Streptophyta, Magnoliopsida, Fabales, Fabaceae. Gene Ontology annotation, biological process: lipid metabolic process. Bases 105 to 1412 code for a protein of 435 amino acids. The transcript is spliced from 8 exons.